AGCCGCGGCCGCGCCAUGGUGGACCCGGUGGGCUUCGCCGAGGCAUGGAAGGCGCAGUUCCCGGACUCGGAGCCGCCGCGCAUGGAGCUGCGCUCGGUGGGCGACAUCGAACAGGAGCUGGAGCGCUGCAAGGCCUCCAUCCGGCGCCUGGAACAGGAGGUGAACCAGGAGCGCUUCCGCAUGAUCUACCUGCAGACGCUGCUGGCCAAGGAAAAGAAGAGCUACGACCGGCAGCGCUGGGGCUUCCGGCGCGCCGCACAGCCCCCCGACGGCGCGGCCGAGCCCCGCGCGCCGCGCGCGCACCCCGCGCCCGCCGAGGGCGCCGACCCGCCGGUCGCCGACGAACCCGAGGCCCGGCCCGAAGGGGAGGGCUCCCCGGGCAAGGCCAGGCCCGCGGCCGCUCGCAGGCCCGGGCCCGCGGCCGCCACCGAGCGAGACGAACGCGGGCCCCCCACCAGCGUGGCGGCGCUGCGCUCCAACUUCGAGAGGAUCCGCAAGGGCCCCGGUCAGCCCGCGGCGGCGGCGGACACCGAGAAGCCCUUCUACGUGAACGUCGAGUUCCACCACGAGCGUGGCCUGGUGAAGGUCAACGACAAAGACGUGUCGGACCGCAUCAGCUCCCUGGGCAGCCAGGCCAUGCAGAUGGAGCGCAAGAAGUCACAGCAGCAGGGCGCCGGGUCGGGCCCCGCGGACACCCCCAGGCCCUCGUAUCGUGGGCGCGCCUCCGAGGGCAGCGGCUGCGGCGGCCUCGACGGUGACUAUGAGGACGUCGAGCUGAACCCGCGCUUCCUGAAGGACAACCUGAUCAACGCCAACGGCAGCGGCAGGCCCCCGUGGCCGCCCCUGGAGUACCAGCCCUACCAGAGCAUCUACGUCGGGGGCAUGAUGGUGGAAGGGGAGGCCAAGGGCGCGCUGCAGCGCAGCCAGAGCACCUCGGAGCAGGAGAAGCGUCUUACCUGGCCGCGGAGGUCCUACUCCCCGCGGAGCUUUGAGGACAGUGGAGGCGGCUACACGCCGGACUGCAGCUCCAAUGAGAACCUCACGUCCAGCGAGGAGGACUUCUCCUCUGGCCAGUCCAGCCGCGUGUCCCCGAGCCCCACCACCUACCGGCCGUUCCGGGACAAGAGCCGUUCGCCCUCGCAAAACUCCCAGCAGUCCUUUGACAGCAGCAGUCCCCCGACGCCCCAGUGCCAGAAGCGGCACCGCCAGGGCGCCGUCGUCGUGUCCGAGGCCACCAUCGUGGGCGUCCGCAAGACUGGGCAGAUCUGGCCUAGCGAUGGGGACAGCUUGUCCGGCAAGCUGCCUCAGGACGGCACCUUCCACGCAGACGCAGAUGCGUUGUUCGGGACACCGCCGGGGUUCGGCUGUGCCGCGGACCGGGCGGAGGAGCCGCGCCGGCCCCAGGACGGGCUGCCCUACAUCGACGACUCGCCCGCCUCCUCGCCUCACCUCGGCAGCAAGGCCCGGGGCGGCCGGGACGCGGCGGAGCCCAGCAGAGCGGGUGAGCUGGACCUGGAAAAGGGCUCAGAGAUGAGAAAGUGGGUCCUGUCUGGCAUCCUGGCUAGCGAGGAGACUUACCUGAGCCAUCUGGAGGCACUGCUGCUGCCCAUGAAACCUUUGAAGGCGGCCGCCACCACCUCCCAGCCGGUGCUGACGAGCCAGCAGAUCGAGACCAUCUUCUUCAAAGUGCCUGAGCUCUACGAGAUCCACAAGGACUUCUACGACGGGCUCCUGCCCCGCGUGCAGCAGUGGGGCCACCAGCAGCGCGUGGGCGACCUCUUCCAGAAGCUGGCCAGCCAGCUGGGUGUGUACCGGGCCUUCGUGGACAACUAUGAAGUUGCCAUGGAAACAGCCGAGAAGUGCUGUCAGGCCAACGCUCAGUUUGCAGAAAUCUCUGAGAACCUGCGAGCCAGGAGCAACAAGGAGGCCAAGGACCAGACAACCAAGAACUCUCUGGAAACCCUGCUCUACAAGCCCGUGGACCGGGUCACCCGGAGCACGCUGGUCCUGCACGACUUGCUGAAGCACACGCCCCCCAGCCACCCUGACCACCCGCUGCUGCAGGACGCGCUCCGCAUCUCGCAGAACUUCCUGUCCAGCAUCAAUGAGGAGAUCACGCCCCGCCGGCAGUCCAUGACCGUGAAGAAGGGCGAGCACCGGCAGCUGCUCAAGGACAGCUUCAUGGUGGAGCUGGUGGAGGGGGCCCGCAAGCUGCGGCACGUCUUCCUCUUCACCGACCUGCUGCUCUGCACCAAGCUCAAGAAGCAGAGCGGGGGCAAAACCCAGCAGUAUGACUGCAAGUGGUACAUCCCGCUCACGGACCUCAGCUUCCAGAUGGUGGACGAGUCGGAGGCCGCGCCCAGCAUCCCCCUGGUGCUGGACGAGGAGCUGGAUGCCAUGAAGAUCAAGAUCUCCCAGAUCAAGAGCGACAUCCAGAGAGAGAAGAGAGCGAACAAGGGCAGCAAGGCCAUCGAGAGGCUGAGGAAGAAGCUCUCAGAGCAGGAGUCGCUGUUGCUCCUCAUGUCCCCGAAUAUGGCCUUCCGCGUACACAGCCGCCACGGGAAGAGUUACACGUUCCUGAUCUCCUCCGACUACGAGAGGGCCGAGUGGAGAGAGAACAUCCGGGAGCAGCAGAAGAAGUGUUUCAAGAGCUUCUCACUGACAUCCGUGGAGCUGCAGAUGCUGACGAACUCGUGUGUCAAACUCCAGACCGUCCACAGCAUCCCGCUGACCAUCAACAAGGAAGAUGACGAAUCUCCUGGGCUCUAUGGGUUCCUGAAUGUCAUCGUCCACUCUGCCACCGGCUUUAAGCAGAGUUCAAGUCUGUACUGCACCCUGGAGGUGGAUUCCUUCGGCUACUUUGUAAAUAAAGCCAAGACGCGCGUCUACAGGGACACGGCCGAGCCCAACUGGAACGAGGAGUUUGAGAUCGAGCUGGAGGGCUCGCAGACCCUGAGGAUCCUGUGCUACGAGAAGUGCUACCACAAGACCAGGCUCGCCAAGGAGGACGGCGGGGAGAGCGCAGACCGGAUCGUGGGCAAGGGCCAGGUGCAGCUGGACCCCCAGACCCUGCAGGACAGAGACUGGCAGCGGACGGUCAUCGCCAUGAACGGGAUUGAAGUGAAGCUGUCAAUCAAGUUCACCAGCAGGGAGUUCAGCUUGAAGAGGAUGCCUUCCCGAAAACAGACGGGCGUCUUCGGAGUCAAGAUCGCCGUGGUCACCAAGAGGGAGCGGUCCAAGGUGCCGUACAUCGUGCGCCAGUGCGUCGAGGAGAUCGAGCGCCGGGGCAUGGAGGAGGUGGGCAUCUACCGCGUGUCCGGAGUGGCCACGGACAUCCAGGCCCUGAAGGCGGCCUUUGACGUCAACAACAAAGAUGUGUCGGUGAUGAUGAGCGAGAUGGAUGUGAACGCCAUCGCUGGGACGCUGAAGCUCUACUUCCGCGAGCUGCCGGAGCCCCUCUUCACCGACGAGUUCUACCCCAACUUCGCUGAAGGCAUCGCGCUCUCAGACCCCGUGGCGAAGGAGAGCUGCAUGCUAAACCUGCUGCUGUCGCUCCCGGAGGCCAACCUGCUCACCUUCCUCUUCCUCCUGGACCACCUGAAAAGGGUGGCGGAAAAGGAGACGGUGAAUAAAAUGUCCCUGCACAACCUCGCCACGGUGUUUGGCCCCACGCUGCUCCGGCCCUCGGAGAAGGAGAACAAGCUGCCCGCCAACCCCAGCCAGGCCAUCUCCAUGACCGACAGCUGGUCCCUGGAGGUCAUGUCCCAGGUCCAGGUGCUGCUGUACUUCCUGCAGCUGGAGGCCAUCCCCGCCCCGGACAGCAGGAGACAGAGCGUCCUCUUCUCCACCGAAGUCUAGAGGCCCCGGCCCGCCCCGAGAGAGCAGAGGAUGGCCCAGGGCCCUGCCAGGGACACGGGCCAUCCAGCCACAGAGCGGGAGCUGAGCCUCCUGGAGGAGUCACAGGGCCCCCCCACCCCAGGCCCAUGCUGCUGCCAAGAGACAAGCGACCUCUGGCAGAAGCGGCCGGGGCAGUCCCGGCCCCCCUGCCCUCGCGGGCCCUAGGCUGGCCUCAAACUGUGUCCACGCCACCACCAGAGGGCGCCCCGAGCCAGCGCGUCGCCCGUCGUGGGCCUGGGCGGGACCAGGCGAAGGGAGUGUUUUUUGCGAAAUGUAACUUAAGAGAGUUGAAAGAUUUCCACUGGAUCACCUGUCGAGAUGAGAUGGCGCAUCUCGGGGGAGGAGGGAGCAGGCAGGAGCGGACUCCCUGACUCUUGAGUCGUCGUCCUGAAUAAAUACCGCUGCCGCUUCAUGCCCGCGGUGGGGGGGCGGGGGGCCAGGCCCCGUCCGGUGCGGGUGGGAGCGUGUCGAUUUCCCAGAUCAGAACGCUCCAGUCCUGCUUUGUAACCAGGCUGGAGGAGCCGAGUCUACACCGUGUGGCGCCUGACCCCGUUCACCUCCUGGCUUCUGUUUCUCUGCAGAAGGCUCUGCGGCCGGCACGGGCCUUCCUCCUGCCCUCCUCCGUUGCUUUGUCUCCGCCCAUCUCGCGCGCAUCGCGUGGGCAGCCGCCCGCUGACCUGUGUCACGUGCAGGGCCGGGACACCAGGGGAGGGGGCCCGGGGCUGCGCACUUGACCACGGCUCAUCAGGGGAGGGCGAACCCGCCCACCGUCCAGAAGCACGCUCGCCUCGUCGGCUCAGAAGGCCGGCCUCCUCCGACCCGGGGCGUCUGCCCGCUGCCCUCCCGUCCGCUUAGUCACGCCCCGCCCCCCGACACCCAGAUCGGCUGCGCCCCCUCGCCGCACGCGCCCCACAGACUCUUGUAAAGGUUUUCUUCUCUUGGUGGCGGCGGCAGCUUGCCGACAGCUUGUUUUAAACUUUGAUCCGAAUAGCUUUUUGAUACUUGAAUAUUUUUAAGUUUUAUACAUAGUCUCUAAUUUUUUUUGUUUCCUAACAAGAUUCAGACACCCACUAAGAUGUUAGAAUGUACUCUGUGGACAAGCGGUGUCCACAGCGCCAUCUCGUCUUCCUCCACGCGCCAGCCCUCUUUCCAUCGGGAGCUGUUCCGGAAGUCUCCUGGGCACCCGGAAUUGGGGGGGAGGUUGGGAACAGGCCCAGGGUGGGGGCGCCCACCCCGGAGCAGCUGGAGGGACCGACCCCCCCUGCGCACACACUCCACGCCCCUGGGCUGAAGCCAGGACGUGGCUGGUUACCCUGCCGACCGUCUGACUUAGAGGAGACAGAACCGGGGACACCUCUAGGUAUUUUGAAGACGCGCAUCUGUGAAGAAUCGUUUGGCUUCUGUCUAAGAAGGGGCGGGGGCAAGGAGAAAAGAAACAGGCAAAGCUUCCAGGCUGGACUUGCGGGAAGUGAGGAUGUCGCUGAACCAGAGGAGGGAAGCGGAGGCAAGACUCAGGAAAAGGCGUUCGUUUGUCACGCGAUUAGACCGGUCACGCGGGGCACUGCUCGGCCCGUCCCGUGUCCCCGGCGGGGCGGGAGGCUCUCCCCCGUGGUGUGGACGGGCAGGAGCUCCAGGCACGUGGGGGUCACGUGCCCCUCCCUCUCCUGUCUGCUGGCGGACCUGCUGACACGGGGGACGGAAAAAGAAGCCACUCGAAGGUCUUGGGUCCUCAUACUGUAUUUAUUUAGUUGUACUUUGGUCUCGUGGGGAGAGCUGUGGUCCCCCUGGCAGAUGAGGGUGUAGCAGAUGGCGGGGGGCAGGGGUGUCCUCUGUCCCCGAAUGUUCUCUGGACUUGGUGGGUCUCCCGGCCUCUGGCCCCUGACCUUUUUUAGCCUGGCUUCCCAUCCUGUCCAGCCCUGGGGGGAAUGUGCUCUGCCUGGAAAGCCCUGGCCUGGUUUCUGUUCCCUGGAGCCUUCAUGAUCUGCGUCCACCAUGAUGAAACUGGAAAGCUGUCUCUCAGCGUCUGUGCCAAUCCUGGUCCCCUGCGGCACCUCCUUCCCCUCUGCAAGCUCUUUCUUGACGUAGGAUGCGUGCUGCCAAGUGGCGGGAUGACUGCUCGCUCUUCCCACUGUGGCGGCAGUUGCUAUGGGUCCCCAGGCAUCCCCGUUGCUCGUCUGACACUCUGGCACUGACAGGCGGCGAAGCUGGCGGGUGGGUGACUGGCUAGGGGCCAGACGUGACCUUCCUCAAGGCUCAGCGGCCGGAUGCCGCCUUGCCGCCUGGGGCCCUGCAUCUGGAGCCCAAGCCUGGCCACACGCUGGGGUUGGCGGUGGGUCUCCGGGCAGCCGCGUGUCUGAGUUCCAGCUCAGCCAUUUCUCCUGCUGCGGUGUGGGGGAAAGACUGCUGACACUUUCAUUAAAGUUCCUUGAGACGA
Dama dama (fallow deer) is the source of this 6331-nucleotide messenger RNA. RefSeq names its product BCR activator of RhoGEF and GTPase (gene BCR). The transcript has 23 exons. Gene Ontology annotation, molecular function: protein serine/threonine kinase activity; GTPase activator activity; guanyl-nucleotide exchange factor activity. The coding region runs from base 16 to 3858 and encodes 1280 amino acids. Gene Ontology annotation, cellular component: membrane. Gene Ontology annotation, biological process: intracellular signal transduction; protein phosphorylation; positive regulation of GTPase activity. The record is from RefSeq and is a predicted model, not a curated record. NCBI's taxonomy places the organism in Eukaryota, Metazoa, Chordata, Mammalia, Artiodactyla, Cervidae.